UUCCCCUAACUGAAAUAAUCAAAAAUAUGCUGCCUAAAAAUUCCUUCGUGUUUCUCUUCGGAGCUGUGCUUUUCGUUGCUAUAGCCAUGAUUAAAGCGCAGCCUGGAGAUCCAGGACCUGCUGGUAUUCGACCAACGUGGCGACCUACGCGCCCAACUUGGAGACCAACACGCCCAACUUGGAGACCAACACGCCCAACUUGGAGACCUACACGCCCAACUUGGAGACCAACAAGAGUUCCCCGUGAUAGCUGGAACAAAGCGAAACCAGAUUGGUGAGCGUCCGGCUAAAUGUGACGAUUAAGGAAAUUUAACGAUGACGCUGAAUAUACGGAAUUAUGAAAAGAACUUUAAAAUUUCACAAAGUAGAUUCAAAAUAAAUUAAAUUUUUCAUUAAA
Rhagoletis zephyria (snowberry fruit fly) is the source of this 397-nucleotide messenger RNA. Its product is annotated as DNA-directed RNA polymerase II subunit RPB1-like. The record is from RefSeq and is a predicted model, not a curated record. Lineage: Eukaryota; Metazoa; Arthropoda; Insecta; Diptera; Tephritidae.